CUUAUGAGUAUUGAGCAACAUACCAACGUCGCUGAAGCUGGUGCGACUACUAUGAAUACCCCCGUUAAUAGCACUCCUUCAAGUCAAAAAACUCAUAAAAAGAAGAAGCAACAGCAAGAAAAAGGUACCACAGAACCAACCUUAGAGGAAAAGAAGAAGAAGAGGAAUAACAAUAGACGUUGGAACAACAAGAAGAAGCCACAAGCAGAGACACCAGUUACGGACGGUAAUGAAAGCCGUGCACAAAAUAAUGAAGAAAACAAAAAGCCCAAUAAUCCUUCAAACAAAGGCAGACGUGACAACCGCAGCAAGAACGGUGAAUUGAAGCCUGCUUUGUUCAAGAACAGAGCACAGUCUAAGCUGACGAUAGAUGACGAAAGUACAGAUAAAAACAGCAGCAGUAGCCAGCCAAAUCGAAGAAAGAACAAGCAAAGGCAAAGAACAGUGGCAGAACCAUUGCCUACGGGUGAUCAUGAUAUUGCUACAAAACUGAUUUACGAAUUGAAAAACUCGACUUAUGAAUGCAUGAUUUGCAUGGAUACAGUUAGACCUGCUAAUCAGAUUUGGAGCUGUGAUUGCUGCUGGGCAGUAUUUCACUUGGGUUGCAUAAAGAUGUGGGCAAAUAAAUCAUUGCAAGAUACCUCAUCUAAUAAGAUGAUCACACAAUGGAGAUGCCCUGGCUGUCAGAACAGUCGAACAGCUAUUCCCAAAGAUUAUCUUUGCUUCUGUGGUAAGCAACGCAAUCCUGAACCAUCAAAGUAUUAUACCCCGCAUAGUUGUAAUCAACUGUGUAAAAAGCAUAAAUCAUGUCCUCAUGAAUGUGUCUUAUCCUGUCAUCCUGGCCCUUGUCCACCUUGUAACUCGCUAGGCCCAGUCAAGACGUGUUAUUGUGGAAAGACGACACAGCAGAAAAGAUGUGUGAAUACAGACUACUCAACACAAGGAUUCUCAUGCGACAUUAUUUGUGAUGAAUUGCUGGGCUGUGGAAAGCAUCGAUGUGAAGAGAAAUGCCACAAGGGCAUUUGCCCUCCUUGCACAGUGGAAGAAACUCAAUCUUGCUAUUGUGGAAAGAGUCAAAGAGAUACUCGAUGCGGAUCAGGAAAGCAAGUACAGCUGGGAGAGCAUGUUGGACAUUAUAAUUGUGAGCACAAAUGUGAAAAAAUGUACAAGUGUCAGCAACAUAGCUGCCAAAAGGGAUGUCAUCCAUGUUUGGCAGACGCUCAGUCCUGUCCAUUUGAUCCUGAUACAGUAACAACAUGUCCAUGUGGUUCAAACCCAAUUUCUGAACUUACAAGCAAGAAGCGCACAGCUUGUACGGACCCAAUUCCAACCUGUGAGUCUACUUGUAACAAGAAACUUGCUUGUGGUCACGCUUGUCAAAUGAAAUGCCAUGUGGGUGAAUGUCCUCCCUGUAAGAUCCUUGUUCAAGUAUCUUGCCGAUGCCAAGCAACUACCUUUGAAAGAACUUGCUCUGCUGUUUGUGAAGCAGCUGGAGGCAGUCCACCUUUGUGUGAUAAAGUAUGCAAAACCAACAGAAACUGUGGCCGACAUCAAUGCGGUGUUGUAUGCUGUCCUGCAGCUAAAGUGAAUGGAAAAAACAAAAAGGGCACAGAUGCUGUUCACGACUGCUCUUUUACCUGUGGAAAGCUACUCUCAUGUGGCACGCAUACCUGUCAAGCAAAAUGUCAUAAAGGAAAUUGUCUUCCCUGUCUAGAAGCUACCUUUGAUGAAGUUUCAUGUCACUGUGGACGUACUGUCCUUGAGCCUCCUGUUCGCUGUGGAACAACACUUCCUGUCUGUCCUCACCCUUGUAUACGCCCAAACCCUUGCGGUCAUAUUCGAUUCCUCAACCACAACUGUCAUCCUGAUAACGAGCCUUGUCCUCCAUGUCCUGCGUUAGUGACUCGACACUGUUUAUGUGGCAAGACUGAACUCAAAAACGUUCCUUGCUAUCGUGAGUCGCCUCGCUGUGGUCGCCCUUGUGAGAAACUUCUUCCUUGUGGUAAACAUCAUUGUUUGAAGACAUGUCAUAAUGGGCCUUGCUUAAUGGGUAAUGAGUCAUGUAAUCAAACAUGUGGCAAUGAACGAUCCUGUAAGCACCCUUGCAAAGAAAAGUGUCAUCACGGUACGCCUUGCCCCGAAGUCACACCAUGUACGUUUAGAGUAAAGGCAAGUUGUAAAUGUGGACAAAACACAAUGGAAAUCCCUUGUAAUGCAAGCUCUAAAUCAAGCGGGUCCAAGACGUUGUUGGAGUGUAACGAUUUCUGCGCCAAGGUACACCGUAACCGUCGUUUGGCGCUUGCUCUGGAUAUCAAACGUGAUGAUUUUGGCACACCAAGCCUUUCAUUAGACGACCUUGGUUAUUAUGAUGAUAGUCUCCGAGAAUUCUUCAACGAAAAUGCCUCAUGGUGUAGACAUAUGGAAACAACGUUGAUAGAAUUUGUAAAAGAUCCAUUCAAGAAGGCAUCUCAUCUUAGACCUAUGAAGAGUGAAUACCGUCGAUUUAUUCAUCGAUAUGCAGUCCACUUCAAUAUUGCUACAGAAGCUAUUGAUGCUGAACCUAAGCGUAGUGUCAUCUUGCGCAAGACUCUGGGUGCAUGCAGAAUUCCAGCUGUGCUUUUGUCCAAGGCAGCACGUAAUCCUAACCUGAACCGCCCACCACCUGUACUGGAAGCUGCUAUCAAUGGUGAAAUUAGAGCACCCAAGAACCCGGUGAAUGCACUCUAUCUUUCUGAUAUGGCCUUUGGUUUAACCAAGCUAGAACUGGAUGCUGAGUUGGUACCGCUCAUGAAGUUGGGUGAUGACACCAUUCCCUUCAAUUCCACAUGGGUCAAUGAAAACGAUGCGGUAGUUGUACCUAUUAUAAAUGAUGCUGUAUCUAUGGAUGAGAAAGAGCUUAUCGUUUGGCAAUUAAAAAAGACGUUGAAGGCUGCAUUUGCUAGUGAAGAUGUAACCAAACAAAAGGCAAGUCGUGUAGAUUGCUGCUGGGUAAAUCAAAAAGGAGAGAUUACUUGGAGUGAAAAGCAGCUGUUGAAGAGUAACAGUACAAAUAUAACAUCCCUUGAAAGUGGCAAGAGUUCCAGCCUCAAAAACUCCAAUUCAUUUGCUGCUCUCAGUAACAUGGACGAUGAUGGCUGGAUGCGUGUGGGUGACGAUAACCCAUAUAGAGCAGUGAAAGAUGCCUGGAAAGAAGAGAUUCAAAAAUCAACUACGCCUAGAAUAGCUGAUAGUGAUGCUUCUAUUAACAGUGUUUUAGAGGAAAUCAGUGAUAUCAGUUCAACUGAAAAGCCUGAAAUGGUGAAUGUGAAUGAAUCUAAAAGCUCUGAAUCUGAUGAUUGGGAGCUUUUAACAGAAGAAAACAACUUGUAAAAAAACCCGCCAUUCCUAUUAUUUUCCAUCCUUCAUAUGUUAAUAAAACAAGCAAGCACACUAGCUUUUUCUUUACCGAAAUAUUUUCCUUGAAGUAUCAUAAAGACAGCAACUGAAGGAUCUAUACAUAUAGAAUAAUGUAUCAUAAAUAAAAAGAUUACAAAAUAACAAUUUAUAAG
Rhizopus microsporus ATCC 52813 is the source of this 3548-nucleotide messenger RNA. RefSeq lists its product as uncharacterized. The transcript is spliced from 4 exons. The record is from RefSeq and is a predicted model, not a curated record. Gene Ontology annotation, biological process: negative regulation of transcription by RNA polymerase II. NCBI's taxonomy places the organism in Eukaryota, Fungi, Mucoromycota, Mucoromycetes, Mucorales, Rhizopodaceae. Gene Ontology annotation, molecular function: RNA polymerase II transcription regulatory region sequence-specific DNA binding; zinc ion binding; DNA-binding transcription factor activity, RNA polymerase II-specific. Gene Ontology annotation, cellular component: nucleus. The coding region runs from base 4 to 3369 and encodes 1121 amino acids.